AUGGCUACCAAGCUAAGCGUGCUAGCUCUGCUUUUCUCACGUGUCACCAAUAGUGUAACAAUCCGCAACAAUGGAUAUCAAGAGGCCGUCCCAAACGUCACUUUUGCUCCCGAUGCAAGCCGUUGGCCAAGCGGCAUCCAUCUUGCGGUCGAUUAUUAUCCUUCGCAGUGGCCGGAAUGGAUGUGGGAAUCUGACGUGGCGCGAAUGCGCGACAGCAACUUCUCAUAUGUCCGCGUCGGCGAGUUCGACUGGACGGACCUGGAACCUACCGAAGGCCAAUAUAACUUUACUCUCCUCGACAAGACUUUGGAUCUUUUUGGCAAGUACGGAUUGAAGGCGAUCAUUGGCACACCCACUGCGGCCCCUCCAAAUUGGUUGACGGAAAAGUACGAUGCAAGCUUCGUCGAUCGAACCAAUACUACCCUCCUCUUUGGCUCUCGGAGGCAUUACAGCUUCUCCUCAUUCGACUACCGCGUGCAAAGCCAAAAGAUCACACAAAAGCUCGCAGAGCGCUAUGGGAGUCACUCAACUGUCGUUGGUUGGCAAUUGGACAAUGAAUUCGGCUGCCACGAUACAGUGCGCAGCUAUGACCACAACGCUAAAAUUCGAUUUCGAUCAUGGCUGCAAGAAAAAUACGGUACUAUCGAGAAGAUGAACGAUGCGCAAGGUCGUGUCUUCUGGUCUUCGCAAUAUGCUAGCUUCGAUGCUGUCCAGCCCCCCUACCUGGAAGUAUACACGAACAACGAAGCGCACACGCUGGAUUGGUACAAAUUCUCCUCCGAUAUGGUCAUUGAUUUCGCAAAGGAGCAGGUUGCUAUCAUCAGAGAGUACGCUCCAAGCCAUUUUAUCACAACGAAUUUCAUGGUGUUUUUCACAGACUUCGACCAUUACAAGUUCAGUCGCGAAGUCGGGAUCGACCUCGCCACUUUCGACUCCUACGCAUUGGCUGGCAUCGCUGCGGUACCGUUAUCUGAUGCAGAGCUCGCAGGCUAUUCACGCACUGGAUUGCCUGAUUUUCAAGCUUUGAAUCACGCACUCUACCGGGGAAUCUCGGGUGCUGCGUACAACAAGAACUUUGGUCCUUUCGGAGUGAUGGAGAUGCAACCGGGAGUGCUGAAUUGGAACACCUAUCGUGUCUCGCCGUUGGAGGGCAUGGUGCGUCUCUGGACUCACGAGACUUUCGCUGCUGCUGGAGACCUGGUCAACUACUUCCGUUGGCGGCAAGUGCCUUACGCCCAGGAGCAAACGCUUUCUGGUCUAUUUGUCUCCGAUAACUCGGAGGACCAGGGUUAUAUCGAGUCACAAGAAUUUGCUCAAAACGACCUUCCAAAGCUGCGUGCGCAAGGGAUCAGCGAAGAGGGUCAAGCAGAUGUGGCGCUAGUCUUCGACUACACGUCUUACUGGGUGUGGGUCAUCGAGCCACACAGUGGAUCCUGGUCUGUCAAAGACGCUGGCUAUACCAAUCCUGCAUUGACGUACAUCACUUUGAUGUACACAUUCUACUCCUCGUUGCGGCGGCUCGGUCUCAGCAUCGACCUCAUAUCCCCAGAGCAAGCCUUGGAUGGGUACAAAAUGGUAGUGGUGCCGACUCUCCCGAUCAUUCCAGACGCCUUCGAUAAAGCUUUGGCCAAUUUCUCAGGACCGGUCGUUUUUGGACCGCAUACAGGAAGCAGGACGCCCGACUUCGCAUAUCCGCCAGGCCUCACCCCUUCGGCUGGCACCUUGCGAUCACGUUUGCCGAUGCGCGUGACACGUGUGGAAACUCCUCCAGACUAUGCAGGGAGUGGUGUAUCAUACGACGGGACGAAGUACAACAUCACAGCUCGCGAGGAAUGGAUUGAGUGUGUUCGGGAUAACGAAACGAGCAACGUAACCAUCUCGUACACAUCGCCACACCGACCAGGCAAACCCGCUGCUUGUGCCAAGGACAACCUGCACUACCUUGCUUUCAACCCGACAACAGACUUGCUUAUCUCUUACAUUGGUGAUGUGGCUGCUCAGGCUGGAAUCAAGGACGUUAUCGGUCGAGAUGUAGACAAGAAGAAUGACCUUGGUGCCACACUGAGAUUGGUGAAGCGAGGCAAUUUGCUUUGGGCAAUCAACUACGGCUGGGACGCGCAAAGCCACCCUGACGUUGACGGCGACCUGAUCAUCGGCAAGAAAGGCGAUGUGCCCGGCGCCGGAGUUCUGGUCUGGAAGUUGAAGUAG
This is a messenger RNA of Pseudocercospora fijiensis CIRAD86, 2208 nucleotides long. RefSeq names its product glycoside hydrolase family 42 protein. The record is from RefSeq and is a predicted model, not a curated record. The transcript has 2 exons. Gene Ontology annotation, cellular component: beta-galactosidase complex. Gene Ontology annotation, biological process: carbohydrate metabolic process. Gene Ontology annotation, molecular function: beta-galactosidase activity. NCBI's taxonomy places the organism in Eukaryota, Fungi, Ascomycota, Dothideomycetes, Mycosphaerellales, Mycosphaerellaceae. The coding region runs from base 1 to 2208 and encodes 735 amino acids.